AUGAAUGCCAAAAACCAUCAUUUCGGAAACGGCCGUGCCAACUCGUACGCCACGCACAGGACUCCAGCUGGCGCCAACGCCAGCGCCAACGCCAACGCCAACACCAACGCCAUCGACAUCCCCAGCCGCAGCAUCCCACGGUCGCACACAGACGAAACGCUUUCCAGCAGCGGCCUGCAAAGCACUCUGUCGCAUGCCCAGGACGAGUCCACAAUGGACUCGUCGGUUUCGUCGAUGAUGUUCUCGAAAUACCUGCCCGAGGACGAGGAAGAAGAGUUCUCGCCUCGCCAGUCGGUCACUAGCGACGGCGCGGGCGAUGAGUCUCUGACGCGGGUCUCCAGCGGCUCGUCCAUUGAGUCCAACCUCCAGCAUGGCACGCGCUACAAGCUCACGAUGAAGCUGUCGGCGCGGGACAUAACGCUGAUCCGGGAAUCGUGGUCGAUUUUGCUGGACGACGAGUGUCCACCGGAAAAGCUCAAGAGCUUUGUCUCCAAGCUUCAGGCCGGCCGCAACAUGGGACUGGCCGAGCCCACCAACAACAGACACAACAGGCGAGCCGGCCACCCCACCAUGGGCAUGAACCGCUCACAGGCUGGUGCGGGAGCCGGAGGCCCAGCGGCAGCGCCAAACCCAGCAAAGGACUCAGAACGUGUACGAAGCACCAGCGGGAAGAAGAGCUCGAACUCGUUGUUCGGUGACCAAUUUUUGGAAAAUAUCAUGGCCUUGGCGCCCGAGCUUCAAACUUUGUUUCCCAUGAUCAAACACAUUGCCGUGGGUGUUACCGGCGUGCUGACGAUCGCCGUGAACAACCUCGAGGAUCUUUCGGUGCUGGACACGUACAUGGCAGGGCUCGGUAAACGUCACGCUCGCAUUCUAGGGGUGCAGGCGGGACAAUUCGAAUUUGCCGGCGCGGCGUUCAUGCAAACUGUGCGCGAGCGUUUUGGUGUCAGCUGCACCCUUGAGCUGGAGGAAACCUGGCGCCGGAUGUAUUCGUUUUUGGCCAACAGUUUGCUGCAGUUUGGUAUCGAUCCAACGCUGGAAACCCCCGAGUCAUCAUCGCGUUCAAGUUCUCGCGCUGAACAGGUCAUUUACAUGGAGCCCCCCGAGCUUCUGAGCAGAAGCGGCACUCUUGGUGCUCAGAAAGCCAAUCCACCAACCGUUCCACCCAAGCCAGUGCAAAAGUCCCUUCUGGAUCCAGUGGCUAUGUCGAGGGACCACAGACUAUCCACGGCAAGUGGUAUACAGGGCGCGAAUAAGCUACCACCAAGAAGAACGGCUCAAUCUGGGUUCAAUUCUCGCAAGAAUGGCGAAAAGGACUGUGUCAUUAUGUAA
Molecule: messenger RNA, 1332 nt
Organism: Lachancea nothofagi CBS 11611
Lineage: Eukaryota; Fungi; Ascomycota; Saccharomycetes; Saccharomycetales; Saccharomycetaceae
Source: the annotation of a GenBank genome assembly